Meriones unguiculatus (Mongolian gerbil) is the source of this 739-nucleotide messenger RNA. It is a transcript of the gene Mix23, whose product is annotated as mitochondrial matrix import factor 23. The record is from RefSeq and is a predicted model, not a curated record. The transcript has 5 exons. Lineage: Eukaryota; Metazoa; Chordata; Mammalia; Rodentia; Muridae. Gene Ontology annotation, cellular component: mitochondrion; mitochondrial intermembrane space. Bases 82 to 516 code for a protein of 144 amino acids.
ACGACUUGCUGUCUGGCAGCACCGCGGACACCUCUGCUCCGCGGUGAUUGGCCAGCCGCGGGGUCCUCACGUUCGUCCAAUAUGGCGGCGCCCAGUGGCGGUGUGAACUGUGAAGAGUUCGCCGAGUUCCAGGAAUUACUCAAGGUGAUGAGGACAAUUGAUGACAGAAUAGUACAUGAAUUAAACACUACGGUUCCAACAGCUUCCUUUGCAGGGAAAAUUGAUGCCAGCCAAACCUGUAAACAACUUUAUGAGUCUUUGAUGGCAGCUCAUAUCAGUAGGGACAAAGUUAUAAAGAACUGUAUAGCCCAGACCUCAGCUGUAGUAAACAGUCUCCGAGAAGCGAGAGAAAAGAAUCUGGAUGACUUGACGUUAUUAAAGCAACUUAGAAAAGAGCAGACAAAGUUGAAAUGGAUGCAGUCAGAACUAAAUGUCGAAGAAGUGGUAAAUGACAGGAGCUGGAAGGUGUUCAAUGAACGCUGCCGAGUUCACUUCAAGCCUCCAAAGAAUGAGUAGAGAGAGUGUUUGUGAAAGACCCGGUCAUCUCAUCAGCUAAGCACGGCAGACGUCAGCAGUGUGGGCUUCUGAGGGUGGCCUCUGAGCCAGCGGGUUAGGGCCUGUGGCUGAUCCAGCCCCAUUUAGCUAAGACCUCAAGUCUAAUUCUCAUAAUUAUAAUCAAUUGCUAUUUUAUACUGAUUCUGUAAAAAAAUGUUUUGUAACUAUUAAAAUAAUUUUCUGA